AUGGAAAACGAAGUGAAGCAGCGCAAUCAGAGAAACAGGCGAAGGGAACGGGCACAGCGCAUGCAAGCACAGCGAGAGAGUAAAGUUAAGGAUGGGGACAGCGGUGAGGACGAGUCUCCGGCGAGAGAAAAGCCACCUCGUCCUCCGGCCAGGAGAAAGAAGUCCAAAGAGCCUCUCGGAGAGGAGGACAUCAUUGAUGGUUUCGCCAUAAUGGCAUUUCGCACAUACGAAGAUCUCGAGGCUGCUGUAAAAUUCGCUUCCUCACCUCGUACCAACGCGCUGUCAACAAAGCCACGACUACCGUUGGCUGCGCUUGCAGGCGAUGCAACCCGCAACCACGCCACCGGCAACGUCAACUCACAUGGUAUAACGCUGCUUCACGACGCUGGUACGUCGGAUGACAGUGGAAGAGCAUCAGAACGACUCACGGGCAGUUCGGUGGCACCUCGCGAUCCCGAUUCCUCCCGUGAUCGUCUUAGCGACGCCAGUAGCCGCUGUAGUUCCGGAAAAGGCUAUAUCUGUGAUAGUGAGGGCGACGAUGACAAGUUCUUAAAAGUUACCAUAGUGAGGAUCAAAGAUUCACCCAAAAGCAAUGCUGAAGGUGGUAGCAAAAAAGAAGGCAAGAAAAAAAGCAACAAACAGAAGACCGAAAGCAUCGGGUCGGUGAUUACUAAUAAAAACGAAAAGACAUCGUCUGCACCCAUUAAAACGGAAAAAGAAAAUUCUAAACUAACACCAGCGAAGGAUGAAACUGUAAAUGAGGCGAGCCCUGAAAAUAGCAGAAAUGCUUCACCGAGAUAUCAUGAUGCAUCAAUGGAUGAUGCAUCAGAUGCUGGUUCUCUGUUCCGUGUCGCAAGUGUGGGUGGUGGUGGCGGCGGCAAGAAUGAGCUAGUUGCGCGCGGUGGGAGCGGCGGCGCGCUGGCCUUGUCGCGAGCGCCAGUCGGCGGCAGCGCCAGCCCAGCACCCGCGCCCCUACCGCAACCAGCGCCGUCGCCAGCCCCCGCGGCGCUACCUCCGCCUGCACUACCACCGCCUCAUUUCAGAGCCGAUACACCUCAUCGCCCCAAUGGCGCUCACAUACCUGCCAUUGAUGGCCAUGCUGCGACUCAAAUUCCGGCGCGACCCGUUGGUGCAGCGGGACCGGAUACUCCGGAACGGCCUGCAAGCAAUAACAAACUGCAACCGGGAGCUCGUGCAGCCGCCGAUAGCCCAACUCCGGCACCGCCCGCUCCCCCAGCUCCCUCGCCACUGUUUCCGUCGCACACCGCUUACCAGGCACACGCUGCUGCUGCGCUUCCUGAUUACCGCCAUACUAAUCAUGAGACGCGAACCGAGCAGCCGUCGACUGAACAGCCACACGCACCACUCGAUCUUCACGCUCAUCACGCUACACCGCGGGCGCCUCACAUGGCUUCCCCUGCGACGCCCGCAUCCCAUCCUAGUCUCCCUACUCGUGUACCCCACACGCAGGCUCAUCCUGUAAUGCCCGGUCACGAUGUUCGAAAUGCAUCUCCGGUUUCUCAGACUCUUCCCUCUGUUCCUACCUCCUAUCCCAAUCGUAUCGUGUCAAAUGGCGUGCCACAAAAUAUAUCGUCGCAAUUACCGACUGCAUCUACUCCCAGUAGUCUUCCGAGUCAAACACAGUCAGGGCGGUCUAUGUCUCCUUCCAAUGCAUCACGACCAUACCCCCCCACCCCGACGAUCGCGUCUAGUCAUGUAAACUCAAGUAUAAAUUCCAGUAUUCACAGCCAUUCGAUACCUUAUCAAGGUCAAUCGAGUUUACAGAAACAUUCCGUACAGCCUGUGUAUGCUAGUCGACCUUCCCAUCACACAGCAUUUAGCGUGGCGAAUCACAUAUCGGCAAAUCAUUUGCCUUCAUCGACUUCUAAUCCAGUGACUGCGACACAAUUUAGCCAUCCUCUCAUUAGCCAUAGCAUUAUGACGCAUCAGAACAAUAUUCAAAUGAGCAGCACGAAUCCACUAGCGACAUCUACACCAAAUCAUAUAAGCUCACCUCUUCUCUCAAACGCCACGACGACGAGUACUAUAUCCAAUUUUACGCCGAGUCUUAAACAUUCAGGACCAAGCGUGCCUCCUCAUUCGGCUCAAUUAGCACCGGUGGUGUCGUUACAUCAACCAAUGAACCACAUUGAUCCUUCGACUUCCAAUGCCCCUGCAAUCAUAACGUCAUCAUCAAGCAGCAGCAAUAUAAGCCAUUCUUUGGCACCGCCAAUUGUAGACUCUAGGCAGUUACCGGUAGCGAAUGAAGUACCAUCUCGUUCGGAAAACUUUGCCGUCUCCUCUGCAAUAGCUACUAACGGCUACCCUCCUCCUGCGGUAUACACGGGCAACUCCUAUCCGACAUUAUAUGCACCGUAUGCUCCUACGCUACAGCACAGUCCCUACCUACCACCAUCUGCUGCUUCACCUAGAAAUUCGGCCGAUACGAGAACAAGUUUGUCGGCAUCGCCGUUAGUUGCACCCAAAACUCCUAAAGGUCUGAGGCCACACACACCGGGUUCACUGGGCGGCGCGGGUGCGCACGCGCCACUGUCAUACUCCCCACGAGGCCACAGUCCCAACAGGGAACGAGAGAGUUUCAGCAACAUUAGCAGUUUAUCGCGUAGCACGCCAGCAUCGGGAGGUACAAGUGCGGCACCUACAGUGUCGUCGGCACUGACGGCUCCGCUCGCCGCGCCACUAGCUGCUCCACUCGCCGCUCCACUGGCCGCGCCGCUGCCUGCUCAGUUACCUGGACCGGUUCCUACAAUAGGCAGUUCCCUAGGAUCGCUUAGUACUGGAUUAAGUUCGAUCGGAGGUCUUACGGGGCUGGCUGCUCCCACGCCGACAGCACCGACGCCGGCCGCACCCCACUUGUCACAUUCCCUCGCGCCAGUACCUACAGUUCCCAGUAUCAGCUCGAGCGCGAAGCCGCCUGCGCACUGGGGUGUAACCAGACCGUCGGCUACGGAUCGACCGGCUGGGUUCGCGCCAGCACCACCGUUGUUCGGUGCGCCGCUUGCUCCGCCUAACCCCAACCCUUUCUCAGCAGAAUCACUGUUUCAAACUAGUCCCGGCGCCGAUCUUCUCCGGCGCGAGCUCGACAGCCGCUUCCUGGCGGCGGCGGGCGCGGUGGGCGUGCGCACGGAGCUGCACCACCACCAGCACCAGCACACGCACGUGCACCAGCACCCGCCCGCCACGCACGCGCACGCGCACGCGCCGCACGCGCCCCACGCGCCGCACGCGCCGCACGCGCCGCCCGCCCCGCACCACCCGCACCAGCUGCUGGUGCCUCACGCGCCUUUAUUCAAGGAUGUUGGAAAGAUGACAUCGUUGUAUCGAACUGGUCUCGGACUUGGCUACCCCUACUCGUCGAGUCUCUUGCAUCCAACUGCACCAUACGUACCACCAGCGCCCCUUACCUCUUAUGCUCCUAAGCCCGUAGUGUCCGCAGCAAGCGACUCCGCCACUAAACUACCACCGCGUCCUGCUGUUAUGAAAACCGGCAAGUGGAACGCAAUGCACGUUCGAAUCGCCUGGGAAAUCUACAAUCAUCAACAGAAGGAAAAGUCCGGAGGAGCCAGCGUGUCCGUCAGCAACGCCGAAAAGGAUAAACUUCGCGCAUUCCCCGCCCCGGCACCGCCUCCGCCGCCGACUUAUCGCUCACCGUACGAGCUACCGCCCGGUCCCUACCUGCCGCAUCACGCGCCCCUAGGGGUGUCACCGUUCGGGCGGUACGGCGCCGGUCCCUUUCCUGGAGCGCCCACCCCGUUCGGCCUCUCGGCGUACGGGCGUGAACUCGCUCUCUCGUCGUCGCUGCACGGCGUCCACCACGGUCCGCCCAUGGGCUCGCUGCACGACGCGUGGCGCGGCGUGCGCCCGCCCGUGUCCGCCGCCGCGGAGGUGCGCCGCGAGCACGAGGAGCGCGAGCGGGCGCGGCGCGAGCGAGAGGAGCGCGAGAGACGAGAUCGCGAAGAGCGAGAGCGAAGAAAGGCGCGUGAGCAGCGCGAGCGCGAUCUCGAGAGGGUGCGGACGCGUUCCCCGCUGCGAAACGGCGUCCCGGAGACUUCGAAAGACGAUCGCAAGGAACCUCCGCGGCCUCCGCCCACUCUGCCCGCGUAUCCGCCGCCUCCCCACUGGGAUCCGUAUCGCGCGUUCGAUCCGUUGCAACACAUGAGAUUCGCACCGCUAGUCGAAGCGGCGAUACGUGCAGAGGAGGACCGUGCAAAGAUGCUGAGCGCUUACGCCCAUCAUCAGCAGUUGAAGUCGAGUCCGCUCCUGCAUCGCUCGCUGCCGGGCGCGCCGCUGCCGCCGCUGGGCGCGCACGCGCCGCUGGCCCCGCUGGCGCCGCUCGCGCCUUCGCUGGCUCCGCUGGCGCCGCUCGACCUGCUCAAGAAGGAGGAACCGCGAUGAUAGCGACCGCCCGCGACCUGCCGCUCUCCGUGUACAUAGCUUAACUUAAAUGACAUCACCGAGUGAGAGUACGACUAUUUCGAAGUGAACCGUUUCACACUAUCGGCAUAGAAAAUUAUUUAUUGUAACGUCGCUUUCGAAAUGACCGUCGCUCGUCUCGCCGGUCUUGACGCGUUCGACUCUUAGUGUAAUAUUAAAUCGUAAAGUAGCCGAGUGGAAUCGUAAUUCGGACGCGUCGGAUGGAAGUUGUCGAUGGCGAGGCGACCACUAGCAGAGCAAAUGGAAUGAGCGAUCGCUCAAGUGUAAUGUGCAAUAUAAGACGAAAACGAUGGCGCGGAACGCGCCAGCCUGUACACUACUGCUUGUUUAUUUACAUGAAAAUAUCUAUCGAGUUGUUAUUGUGACCAUUAUUAGUUAAUUAUACAUUAAAUCGCUGAUUAUGUGAAAAAUAGGGUUAUCGAGAUCGCUAUCGAUAUAAUUAUACAUAUUUAUAUAUACCUAUAAAUAAAAUGUAAAUAGUAGUUUGUAAAUUAGUGUUAAAAUAUAGAAUUGGUUUAUUUAACGUCAUACAAAGGAAAAAUCCCAUAAAUUAUUAUUCUACCGGGAGUAUAAUUUUCACUUCCGUUAAAAAUCUCAUAAUGGUUUUUCAAUUGUACCAGUGGUUAAUUAUUUAUUUAUUUAUUUUAUUAAACUCUUUUUCUUUCUUCUGAUGAGAUUGAUUACAAUUUCGUUACAUAUUAUAGCAGAUGACAUUUCUUAAUGCAUUUAAAAUGUGAUAUUAUUGUAUUGUGAAAAUAACAUUUUGUCUGACUUUAAAGUAGUGUCUAUUUGCAGCUAGAUAAUAUAUUAACAGUAAUAAAUUAAUUCAUAUUAUCGCGUUAUCUACUUCCUAAACUUUUUGAAUUAGUUUUGACGAUAAUAGCAAGUUGACCAAGUGUUUGGUUUGUAAUAAUUAACUACAUGUGCCAUUAAAAUGUAAUUUAAUAAUGGACGUUAAGUCAGACAAAAUUAAAAUUAUGAUUAUUAUAACCUGUUUUAAGGCACAUUGAAUAAUUGUGUUCCAUGAUUUCCUGAAGGGUAACUCAAAAAUGUAUUAUAGUUUAUAAAAAAUCAUUCUGUAUACUAAAAGUAAAUGAAAGCUUGGUGCGAUUCAGAAAAUACCAUUAAAACUUUUGAUUUUUAUACCAA
Melitaea cinxia (Glanville fritillary) is the source of this 5604-nucleotide messenger RNA. RefSeq names its product fibrosin-1-like protein (gene tay). The coding region runs from base 1 to 4416 and encodes 1471 amino acids. The record is from RefSeq and is a predicted model, not a curated record. NCBI's taxonomy places the organism in Eukaryota, Metazoa, Arthropoda, Insecta, Lepidoptera, Nymphalidae. The transcript has 17 exons.